Polypterus senegalus (gray bichir) is the source of this 1238-nucleotide messenger RNA. RefSeq names its product cocaine- and amphetamine-regulated transcript protein-like. The transcript is spliced from 3 exons. Lineage: Eukaryota; Metazoa; Chordata; Cladistia; Polypteriformes; Polypteridae. The record is from RefSeq and is a predicted model, not a curated record. Gene Ontology annotation, biological process: adult feeding behavior; G protein-coupled receptor signaling pathway; cellular response to starvation. Gene Ontology annotation, molecular function: neuropeptide hormone activity. Bases 620 to 949 code for a protein of 109 amino acids.
GGAACCCUUUCUUUAAAAAAUAAGUUUUAAUCAUUUCAGAGUUUGAUGUGAAUUCAGUUAUUUAUCAUAAAUGGAACUAUUCAUCCUUUGGUUAGAACUUCAGCCUGCUAUGAGUUAAAAAAAAAUUUGGUUAAAAAAAAGAAGUAUUUUUUGGAAAGUUCAUAUUUGAUUUCAGUUCAUUUUGUGGCAUUUUGAAUACUGCGUUUUCUAUGCAUUGGAGCAGUUUAACUCCAGUAAGGGCAGAAGAAUCAGUAAUCAACAGAAUACCAGGGCAACAUCUAAUGAGAAGUUAUCUUCUAAAUGCAAAUAUAUAUUAAAUGGUCGGAGGAUGGAAGGAUAAUUAAAAGCCAGUCGAAGUCUGUGCUGUUCUGCAAGAGCUAUAAUGUUCGUGACACUCACUCACUCCCACGCUUAUUGAUGCUGGAUCACACCUUUCUUCCAGUCGAUAUUUCCAGGCUUUUGUAAUCAGAUGGAGACGCAAUUUGGGGUGAGUGAGUAGUUUAAGACGUCACACACAAAAAAAACAGUGUUCAAUCUUAACCGUUCGAUAUAAAAGGCGCGAGAAAGGGAGCGGAGGCACAGUGGUUAAGACCCAAGCGCAACAGGAGACUUCAGCACCAUGGACAGCACCCACAUCUACCUUCUCACCUUGGUCAGUGCAGCCCUGAUGAUCAACUCCAAUUGUCAGGACGUCGAACUGGACACGCGGUCUGCAGACUACUACAUCAAAGACGACUCGUCUAAUGAAAAGCAACUGAUUGAUGCGCUCCAGGAGGUUCUUGAAAAGCUGAAAAACAAGCGAAUUUCUUAUUACGAGAAAAAGAUCGGCCAACUACCGAUGUGUGAUGCGGGGGACCAGUGUGCCGUGAGAAAAGGCGCCCGGAUUGGGAAGCUCUGCGACUGUCCCAGAGGAACCUCCUGUAAUUCCUUCCUCCUCAAGUGUCUGUGAAAAGCCAAACAGCAAACGACCUUCAACAAAUCUGCACCUGUCUGUCAUAACCUUCAAAAACGUUCAAGAAAAAAGUGAUGCUGACUGAAGACAAAGGACUAAGUCAAAGGAUCGAGAAUGUACUUCGUUGUGACCGUCACAGUGUCUGUCAUGUGUUGAAUGAGGGAAACAAAAUCAGUUAAAUAAGUUUAUUUUGAAGGCAUAUUUUUGUAUGCAUUGGCGUUUCUAAAUUUGUGCUUAGUGUUGUGUGUGUGUGUGCGCGCCCUGUGGUGACUGCGAUUGGCUCCAG